AGAUGCUCGCGGACCGACGGCCGCGACGGACCGGUGGCCAGGCUCCGCGCUGUGACUACGGGCGAGAGAGCGACGCGAGUGCAGUGUGCGUGUGCUUGACAGGCAGGGCGAGUGCAGGGCUAGAGGACCAUGACGGCGGGCCGCAGCUGAUCGCCGCCCACGCACCCGUAGCAUGGCGCCGCUGCUGCUGCUGCUGCUCCCGCUAGCUGCCGCCCACGUGGGGGCGGAGGGGCGAGAGGCGCCGCAGCGCUACACACGCCAGUGGGCCGUCCACGUGGAGGGCGGGCCGCCCGUGGCCGACGCCGUCGCCGCCAAGCACGGCUUCGUCAACCUCGGACAGAUCUUCCCCGACCUGUACCACUUCCAGCACAACUCCGUGGUGAAGCGUUCGGCCGAGCCCAGUCUGGAGCAUCACAACAACCUGCUGGGCGAGCGGGAGGUGAAGUGGGCCAAGCAGCAGGUGGUGCUGUCGCGGCCCAAGCGCGACCUGCUGCCGCUGUCGAUGCAGCUGAGGCCCGGCCGCAACUACCGCCAGACGGUGCUGCUCAACGACCCCCGCUGGCAGCAGAUGUGGUACCUGAACCGCGGCCACGGGCUCGACAUGAACGUGCAGGGCGCCUGGCUGGAGGGCAUCACGGGUCGCGGCGUCGUCGUCACCAUCCUGGACGACGGCCUCGAGACGGAGCACCCCGACCUCGUGCGCAACUACGACCCGCAGGCGAGCUACGACGUCAACAACCACGACGAGGAUCCGACACCGCGCUACGACCUCAUCGACACCAACCGGCACGGCACGCGCUGCGCCGGCGAGGUCGCCGCCGUCGCGAACAACUCCGAGUGCGCCGUCGGCGUCGCAUUCGGCGCCCGCGUCGGCGGCGUGCGCAUGCUGGACGGUGACGUGACGGACGCGGUGGAGGCGCGCUCGCUGUCGCUCAACCCGCAGCACAUCGACAUCUACAGCGCCUCCUGGGGGCCCGACGACGACGGCAAGACCGUCGACGGGCCCGGCGAGCUCGCGACCAGGGCCUUCAUCGAGGGAAUCACCAAGGGCCGCGGCGGCAAGGGCUCCAUCUUCGUGUGGGCAUCGGGUAACGGCGGGCGCGACCACGACAACUGCAACUGCGACGGUUACACCAACUCCAUCUGGACGCUGUCCAUCUCGAGCGCCACGGAGAACGGCGUCGUGCCCUGGUACUCGGAGGCCUGCAGCUCGACGCUCGCCACCACCUACAGCAGCGGCGCCUCCAGCGAGAAGCAGGUGGUGACCACGGACCUGCACCACCAAUGCACGAGCUCGCACACGGGCACGUCGGCGUCGGCGCCGCUGGCGGCCGGCAUCUGCGCGCUGGCGCUCGAGGCGAACCGCGACCUGACGUGGCGCGACAUGCAGCACAUUGUGGUACGCACCGCGCGCCCCAGCAACCUGCACACCCCGGACUGGAGGCUCAACGGCGUCGGCCGCAACGUGAGCCACUCGUUCGGCUACGGCCUGAUGGACGCCACGGCGAUGGUGCGGCUGGCGCGCUCCUGGAAGCCCGUCCCUGAACAGCACCGCUGCGAGGUCUCCGCGCCGCACACCGACAAACUGAUCCCCGCCAAAAGCCAAGUCACCCUGGAGUUGUAUGUGAAGGAAUGCGCCGGCGUCAACUACCUCGAACACGUGCAGGCCAAGAUCAGCCUGGUGUCUUCGCGGCGGGGCGACCUCACGAUCCACCUGACGUCACCGGCCGGCACGAGGGCGACGCUGCUGGCGCGCCGGCCGCAGGACGUGUCGAGGGCCGGCUUCCAGGACUGGCCCUUCAUGUCGGUCCACACGUGGGGCGAGCAGCCCUUCGGCCGGUGGACGCUCGAGAUCCACAACGAGGGACGCUUCCUGGGCAGCGUCUCUGGCUGGGAGCUGGUACUACACGGCACGGAGCAGCCGGCACAGCCAGACGACGACGCCGCCGCCACCGCCGCGCCGCCGCCUCCAACGGCCGCCCCCGGCACGGCCGCCCCCCGCACGCGGCCCCCGCCGUCGCUGCCCCUGGGGGCGGAUGCGGGCAAGCAGCAGCAGCGCUGGCCCCCGUACCCCCGGCCGCCCGCGCUUCACGACAACGAAGUGGCGCCGCCCCCGGCCGCGGCGCCCGCCUCCGCCCCCGACGCCGCUGCGCGGCCCCCUUCGGUCGGCGACGCCGCCUCCAGCACCGCCUCCGCCUCGGGCUGCGUGUUGCUCGCCAAGAACGGCCACGGCUGCCUAGGCUGCUCUGCCGACCUCUGGCUGCUGUGGCCGCGAUCGCCGGCGGCGCGCUGCGUGGCCGCGUGUCCCGAACAGACGUUCGCCGCUCCGCCGCCCGGCGGGGGCGGCGCGGGGGCGGGUACGGGGGUGGGCACGUGCGAGCCGUGCCACUACUCGUGCCUGGCGUGCGCCGGCCCGGGGGCGGGAGACUGCACGCGCUGCCACGGCGACGCCGAGCCGCGGCCGUCCGCGCAGGGGGCGGGCCGCCUCUUCUGCUGGCCUCUGGCGGCUGCCGCUGCAGAUGGCCUCGCCACCGGCCGCUCAGAGUGGUGGCUGCUGGCGGGUGCGGUGUCGAUGUCCGCGUCGGUGGUGCUGCUGCUGGCGCUGGCCGCCUGGUGGUGCUCGUCGCGACGCCGCCUGGACGCCACCGCCGACGCCGGUCGCCGGCGCGGUGUCUCCAGGGGCCGCCGGGCCACCUACGUCAAUUACCGCCGCGUCGGAGCCGACGAAGACGACGACGACGACGACGAUGACGACCACGUCCGCGGGAAGGACGCCGCCGUCAACCUCUCCACCUCAGAGUCCGAGUCGGAAGACACGCAGUACGACGCGGCUGGGCCGCGACCCCCAAAGAUGACCGCCAACGGCGCGCCACCGUGAGGAGGGCCUGCAGACCGGAGGCUGUCUAGAGGCGCCGAGGCGAAGCGACCGCUGAGCUCGGCGGAGUACCGGGAUUAGUGCUCUUCUCAAAUAUCUUGUACUUACCUCUCUAAGCCGCAGUAUCUGCUAAUUCCUCUGAAGGGCCCUUGCACUCGCCGUUUCCUGUGAUUUCCUGAAAUUCAGUUAAUCUAGUCCAAAACUUACGAGAGAGGACAGCGAGUGCCACUCUUAUCAACUACGAUUUGCUGUAAUGCAUUGUAGCUUCCCACUUCCUGGCUUUCCAUGCACGUUUCUGCUAUCGUACUGCCUCUUUCGUACUUAGAUUCUGUUACUGCUAUUGUCAUAGUCGUUCCUCUAAAAUCCCUCGGUCGUACAUUGCCGUUCAGCAUUGAGUUCGAUACGCCCCACAGUAGAGUGACAAUAUCGUAUCUCCGGCGUGCUAAUUCAAUGGAGGGAUUGCUGGUCUGAAUAUGCUUUCCUUCUUUGCUCUUUCUAAACAAACACUAGGGUCAGUGACACUGUUGCCAGUUUUUCAAAGUAAAAUCUUUGUGGGAAUGAAGGGUUUUAAAGACUGAAACAAUGUAAUGUAUUUCCUAAGUAGGGUAGAAAAUACAGCACCCCUAAGUUACAUGAAAUUUUAUGCUCUAAUCCCAUAAUUUGAUAUACUCUGACUGCAGUUUUUCCAGCAAUCCGCAUAACAGUACUUUCGUGCGCAGCCUUUAUUACUGAGUAGAAGUCAAAACUGUUAUAUGAAAUUCCAGAUUAAAUUAGAAUUAUUAAUCAGGCGUGCUGAAAUUCACCAUGACUUAUAUAGAAUAUCGUAUUUUAAUACGUCUUAAAUGUAUUCCCAUUAUGCGGAGCGGUAUUAGGUGGGCGUUCAACAAAACUCAGGGAUACGAGGUUUGGAAAUAACAGCAACGAUUUUGCACGUUUCGAAAGUUCUAAACAACUUGCAGAAACUUUGGAAUACUCUUUCUUGAAAGAGUUUAAUUGAAAGAAAUUACAUUCUAUUCAAAACAUUCUUCUCUCCUGCUGUUCCUACUACUACUUACUCUGCUGCCGUAGAUAUAAAUGCUGAGCAGAAAAAAAAAAUGAUGGUGUCAAAAGCAGAAUGGAACUUAUCCGUAAAUUUUCAAAUUAGUCCUUUUUGGUGUCUCCUGAGGUAAUUCAUUUAUGACUGACGAAACCAACUUUCUAUUUCAAAGCAGAGAUUAUACACCUUCAUCGGCCUCUAGAAAUAUGCACGGAGGCCUUCCACUCUGCAAGCAACGACAAACCGGCACGUUCUCAGAGACACUGUUCCUUAUCGCCAUAGAGAAUUUUUAGUGAUAAGUACUCCCGUUCCACCCAUGCUACUGCACAGUCAAUUAUGUUGUCUUUAGCGAAUACGAAUAUCCGCAUUCACGCAUGCCACAUUACUGUGCCAUAUAUAUUUUUCACACUUGCUAUUGUCAUCUAAAACUCUGCUUUGAACACUCCAAAGUUUAAAGAAUUUCUUAAAUGUGUCUGCUCUUAUCUUCAAUCCCCCUUUUUAUUUUUCCUAUACUUAUUUUUAUCUUUUGUUUCCUUUUGUGUUCAGAAACAUGUAAUAUGAUACGUACCAUUGAGAAAGAUAUUUACAAAAUAUAAAUUACUGCUUAUCGAAAUAUACAGAGAUUCCUCGCACAAAAGUCCUGACUUCGUAUAAAAAUAUAGAAUUCUACCUUAAUUGUAACUUGAUACCAAUAAGAAUAUAUAAAUGAUGGUCUAACAUUAGUAGUGUGCAACCUCUUCAAAAUAAAAGGGCCCUAUAUUGAAUAGGAAUAAAAUGUCGUUGCUGUGGACAUUAAUACAAAGUUGUUCACACCUUGAGACAAUGUAAAUCUGCAGAUGAGCUUUAAACUAUACCUGUAAAAUGUGAUAAGUUUUUGCAAUGUAAUUAUUAUUAUUAAAUAGGCAGUAUCUGCGCUCCCUCUGCAAACUUAAUUAGUCGUGGACUUGUUACUGUUUUACUGUAGUGACGUGAGUGAGAGAAAACUAAUAUGGCAAUGAAUGAGUUUCUGUCUUUCUUGAGUGCCUUAGCGUUCGCUCAAAUUGUGAGCAACUGCAACUGUCUCAGUAAUACUCCAAAUACUUUCAAAUGAAUAACAUCAGUCAAAACAGCCACGUUUUGUGUAUUUUUGGUGUACUCAUGACAUUUAUGAAUAAGCCACUUCUCAAAGUAUGUAACGGAAAUGUACUUUAGCUAUAAGCUGAUUCAGUAUCCUGUUGCCCUGCAGAGGAUUUUUAAUAUUUAUGGGGAAAAAAGAUUGUUUUAAAUAAUUGACUUACUUUUUCAAAAGGUGGUGGGAAAUCUUAAUUUUUGUAAAAUGUAACUUUUAUCCUAAAAUGUUCAUGCUUUCAGGAAAUCCUUUAAUUCGUUGGUAUAAAAUUAUAAAUGAUCAGGAUUGUUAGCCUGUUAUUCCGGAAGCAUAGUCAUUGUGAUUUUUGUAUGAAUGUUAGAUGUGUGCAAUGUACAAAUCAAUAACUGCUGUGAAUAUUAUACCGUUCAUUUAUCAGGCAAUUUACAAAUGUCUUUCAUUUAAAGUAAUUUAGAGGCGUAGUGUAGCUACUAUAGUUUUCAUCACAAGUAGUUUAAGAAUAUUGUUUUGCCAAUAAUGAGUUAUUCGAGAAAAAAGUGCAAUGUGUGGAGAAAACAAGACUUUCGACAUUAAUAAAAUUUAUGUUCCUA
Molecule: messenger RNA, 5588 nt
Organism: Schistocerca gregaria
Lineage: Eukaryota; Metazoa; Arthropoda; Insecta; Orthoptera; Acrididae
Product: furin-like protease 1
Exons: 14
Coding region: 173-2878 (901 amino acids)
Biological process (GO): peptide hormone processing
Cellular component (GO): Golgi membrane; trans-Golgi network
Molecular function (GO): serine-type endopeptidase activity
Source: RefSeq, a predicted model, not a curated record